AUGAUUUCAAGAUUUGCUUUUCAGUUUGGAUAUGGAUUGGAUUGCAGAUUUGUGAUGGAUUGUCAUGGAUUGCCGAUCGAAUAUGAAUUUGAAAAGAAAAGAGGUAAAUUGGCUUGGUCCUAUUCUGAAAUUGAAGAGCUUGGGAUUGCAAAAUAUAAUGAGGAAUGUGAAAAGAUUUCAAUUGAGCAUAUGGAUGAGUGGAAGAAUGGAUUGAGCAGAAUGGGAAGAUGGCUUGAUUUUUCAAAUACUUGCUCUACAAGUCAACCAAAAUACAUGGAAAAUGUUUGGAAGAUUUUUAAAGAGUUAUGGGAUAAUAAGCUCAUUUACAAGGAUGUAAAAUUAUUACCAUUCAGUAUUGGAUGUGCCAGCCCACUGUCAGAUAUUGAAGCGAAAAACCAUUUGAACGUUGAUUCACUUGAAAUUACAAUCUCAAUUGAACUUAUUUCUGAUAAGGAAAAAUUCAAAGGAACAUUUUUAAUGACAUCAUGUAUGAAUCCGUGUUGGAAACUACUUGCAAAUGUUGCUCUCUGUGUAAAUCCAGAAAAAGACUAUGUAAAAAUAAUAACAGGAAAAGAAUAUAUUCUUUCUAGAUCAUAUUAUGAGAAGCAUUUCAAAGAGGAGAAGAUUGUUGACACGUUCAAAGGACAUGAAUUGGUGGGUUUAACAUAUGUGCCAGCUUUUGAAUAUUACUCGAACAAUGAAGGAUCUUUUAGAAUUAUACCAAGUAGUGAUCCUGUUACCGAGACAGGAACUGGAAUUAUUCAUCUUGCACCUGGACUUUCACUCCAGGAUUACAAUAUUUGUAAUGAAUUGAGAUUUGUUGAGAGUUCUGAAUUACCUUGUCCAAUAGAUGAAACCGGGAAGUGUCUAUUGAAGGGCUCAGAGUUUGAAGGAAAAUAUGUAGAUCAUCUUUCAAAUCAACUGGUUAAAAACCUCACAUUGAGGUCAAUGUUACUGAAAAAGGAGAAAAGAACUAGUUAUCAAAAUUCAUGUUGGAUAUCAGGGAGAACUCUCAUUUACAAAGCAGUUGAAGGAUGGUUCCUUGAUAUGAAAUCUAUCAAUACAAAGUAUUUGGAAAAUUGUAAAAAUGUGAAAUGGUUUCCUGAGAAUAUAGCUAACAGAUUUUCAAAUAAUCAAUACGAGUUCUGGCUCAUAUCCAAAUCAAGAUAUUGGGGAACACCUCUGCCAAUUUGGAUGAGUGAAGAUGGUGAAGAAAUUAUUGUGGUGGAAUCCAUAGAAGAAUUGGAGAAAUUGACUGGUAAAAGCGGACUUGAAAAUAUUCACAGAGAGUUCAUAGACCACUUGACAAUCCCAAGUCCAACAAGAGAACAUGUAAUUCUCAAAAGAGUACCCUAUGUGUUUGACGGCUGGUUUGAAUCUGGAUGUUUCCAUUUGCUGAUAUUCAAUCUGAAAAAAGGUUGA
Messenger RNA from Naegleria gruberi, 1422 nucleotides. RefSeq lists its product as uncharacterized. The record is from RefSeq and is a predicted model, not a curated record. Gene Ontology annotation, biological process: isoleucyl-tRNA aminoacylation. The transcript has a single exon. Lineage: Eukaryota; Heterolobosea; Eutetramitea; Acrasida; Naegleriidae. Bases 1 to 1422 code for a protein of 473 amino acids. Gene Ontology annotation, molecular function: isoleucine-tRNA ligase activity; aminoacyl-tRNA deacylase activity; ATP binding.